This is a messenger RNA of Episyrphus balteatus (marmalade hoverfly), 544 nucleotides long. Its product is annotated as huntingtin-interacting protein K. Lineage: Eukaryota; Metazoa; Arthropoda; Insecta; Diptera; Syrphidae. The record is from RefSeq and is a predicted model, not a curated record. Gene Ontology annotation, biological process: negative regulation of apoptotic process; protein stabilization. The coding region runs from base 86 to 442 and encodes 118 amino acids. The transcript is spliced from 3 exons.
UUGACAACUCUUUAAAAAUCCUAUUUUUUUCUACACCUCGUUGUUUGCCUAAUUUAUUUGAUCCCUACAAACAUUUUUUGCAAAAAUGACCGAAAACACCGAAAUUAAUGGAACCGAUGAUGUUCAAGACAAAAAACAAAAGAAAGCAACCCGUCACGACGGUGGUGCAGCUGAUCUGGAGCGUGUAACAGACUAUGCCGAAGAAAAAGAAAUCUCAGCUGCAGAUAUCUCCAGCGCUGUUGAACAAUUCGGUGAUAAACGCAUCAAAGAAGAUGAAGAAAAAUUAGCAAAAGAACGAGAACUGCAAAAGGUUCAAGUGAAAAAGGAGGACAUCGAACUUAUUAUGAAUGAAAUGUUAAUAUCGAAACAACAAGCAGAAAAAGUUUUGAGGGAACAGAGAGGCGAUGUUGUGGCAGCGUUAGAAAUUUUAAUAGCUAACUAACAAUCACCAAAAAACUAUUCACUUACCUUCUAAGUUUUAUAAACAUUCUUGUUAAAAUAUUUUACAUUUUACAAGUAAAAGAAAUACUUUAUAAACAAAUAA